Molecule: messenger RNA, 797 nt
Organism: Dacryopinax primogenitus
Lineage: Eukaryota; Fungi; Basidiomycota; Dacrymycetes; Dacrymycetales; Dacrymycetaceae
Exons: 6
Coding region: 9-737 (242 amino acids)
Molecular function (GO): NADH dehydrogenase activity
Source: RefSeq, a predicted model, not a curated record
CAACGACCAUGGCCCUCCGUUGUUUGCGUCUGCGGCCUGUUUUGUCCGCCCGGAGAACAUUCUCCACUACGAGGAUAGCUCGGUCCGAUGCUCUCUUUGUGCAUCGUGACACCCCUUACAAUAAUUCGAAGAUUCCUUUCAAGUUUACCCCUGAGAAUCUCAAGCUUGCCCAAGAAAUCAUAUCACAUUAUCCAUCCCAAUACAAGAAGGCGGCUGUCAUCCCGCUGCUUGACCUGGGACAGAGGCAAAAUAAGGGCUGGACAAGCAUCAGCGUGAUGAACUAUGUCGCGCAGCUUCUUGAUCUCCCCCCUAUGCGCGUCUAUGAAGUUGCGACAUUCUAUACUAUGUUCAAUCGGGAGCCAAUCGGGGAUAACUUCGUCCAAGUCUGCACGACUACCCCAUGCAUGCUCCGGGACGGGUACAAGAUCUUGGAUGUGAUCAAGGAUCAUCUCAAGAUCGGUGUUGGAGAGACGACCAAGGACGGCAAGUUCACGCUCGUCGAGGUGGAAUGCCAGGGUGCAUGCAGUAAUGCACCAAUGAUGGUGGUCGGUGAUGAUUUCUAUGAAGACCUUACUCCUGAGACGACCAAGAAGAUCCUGGAUGCCUUUGCCAAGGGUCAAAAGCCAAAGCCCGGUCCGCAGAGCGGACGGCAUACAAGCGAGAAUUCCGCAGGUCUCACGUCACUCACAAGCAAGCCCUAUGGACCGGGAGAGCAUUGUCUACCAGAGUUCUCCUAGACAGUUCACAAAACACACAAUGUUUACGCACAAAGUUAUACUAUCGUAAGAUCCACGACG